Molecule: messenger RNA, 1842 nt
Organism: Lagopus muta (rock ptarmigan)
Lineage: Eukaryota; Metazoa; Chordata; Aves; Galliformes; Phasianidae
Product: all-trans-retinol 13,14-reductase-like
Exons: 11
Coding region: 1-1842 (613 amino acids)
Molecular function (GO): oxidoreductase activity
Source: RefSeq, a predicted model, not a curated record
AUGUGGGCCUCGCCGCUGCUGCUGCUGCUGCCUCCGUGCCUGGCCGUGCUGCUGCUGGGGCUGCUGGCACAGCGCCUGCUGGGUUCUGCUGGGAAUCCCUUUGCACACCCAGCCCCCCGAUCCCCCCGGCCCUUGGUAACGGACCAGCACGCCCGUAACAGAGUGCUGAGGAGGGGGUUCAGUGCUGCACGCGUGCCGCAGGAUUUGGAUGCUGUUGUCAUCGGCAGUGGCAUUGGGGGGCUGGCAGCUGCGUGCAUCCUGGCCAAGGUGGGCAAACGUGUGCUGGUGUUGGAGCAGCACGACCAGGCUGGGGGCUGCUGCCACACCUUCCAGGAGCGGGGCAAUGAGUUUGACGUGGGCAUCCACUACGUGGGGCAGAUGCACGAGGGCAGCAUGCUGCGUGUGCUGCUGGACCAGCUGACAGACGGGCAGCUGUGCUGGCAGCGCCUGCCUGACCCCUAUGAUGAGGUGACCCUGGGCCCGCGCUGCUAUCAGCUCCGUGCUGGCAAAGCUGCCUUUGUUGCUGCGUUGGAGGAGCAGUUCCCUGAGGAGAAGGCGGCGAUCCGGGAGUUCAUGAGGCUGUCCAAGCUGGCCUCCAGGCACGUGGCGCUGCUGGCGCUGCUGAAGAUGGUGCCGCGCUGGCUGGCGGCCAUGUUGGUGCGCAGCGGCCUGCUGCACUGCCUGUCGCCCGUCUUCCGCAUGGCGGCCACCAGCCACAGCGAGGCGGUGGCCCGGCUGACGGACAACCAGGACCUGCGUGCCCUGCUCAGCUACCUCUUCUAUGGCACGGCACCCCGGGAUUCCAGCUUCCUGGUGAACGUGCUGAUGGUUCACCACUACCAGCGCGGCGCCUGGUACCCGCGGGGGGGGGGCAGCGAGGUCGCCUUCCACACCGUGCCCCUCAUCGAGCGCGCAGGGGGGGCCGUGCUGGUGAGGGCUGCUGUCACACGCAUCCUCGUCUCUGGUGGCACCGCUGUGGGGGUGGCCGUGCAGAAGGGCGGUGAGGAGGAGGAGGUGGAGAUCCGGGCGCGCGUUGUCAUCUCUGAUGCUGGGACCUUCAACACCUUCAGCAGGCUGCUGCCCUCCCCACUGCGCGCCCACCCCGCCAUCCGCUCCCGCCUGGCCAUGGUGCAGCACGGGAUGGGCUCCUUCCUGGUGUUUGUGGGGCUGCGGGGCAGCGCGGCCGAGCUGGACCUGCCAGCCACCAACUUCUGGAUCUACCCUCACAACGACCUGGACACCAUGAUGAGCAAAUACGCUGCCCUGAGCCGCGAGGACGUCCCUGAGAACCUGGCCAUGAUGUUCAUCACCUUCCCUGCCGCCAAGGACCCCACCUACGAGGAGCGGCACCCAGGCCGCUCAUGCAUGACCAUCCUGACCAUGGCGCGCUACGAAUGGUUCGAGGGCUGGGCAGGGACUCUUCCCAGGCGCCGUGGGGACGAUUACCUGCGCUACAAGACCGACAUCGCCCAGCGCCUGCUGCAGCGCGCGCUGCUGCGCUUCCCCCACCUCCGCGACAAGGUGGACUUCGUGGAGGCGGCGUCGCCGCUCAGCAAUGCGCAUUACCUGGCGGCGCCGCGCGGGGAGAUGUACGGCGCUGAGCACGACCUGCGGCGCUUCAGCCCCGAGGUGGUGGCAGCCAUGAGGGCGGACACCCCUGUCAGGAACCUCUACCUCACGGGGCAGGACGUGUUCAGCUGUGGGCUGGCAGGGGCCGUUCAUGGGGCGCUGCUUUGUGCCUCAGCCGUGCUGGGCCGUGUGCUGUAUGUGGAUCUGCUGAGGCUCAAGAGGAGGGAGAAGGCAGCAAUGCGUGGUGCGAGAGCGGGGAGCACAGCACCGUGA